CAGAAGACAGAGUGAUAUUUGUGUUCCCAUAGCAUGUUGUAAAAUGCAUGAGAUUUUGCUCAUCCUCCUUGGAAAUGAGAAUAGGAAAAUGAGAGCAUCCUGAACCAGAAGCUAUUAGAAGAACAUGCAGAAACCUGCAGCGAUUUGUGCUUUAUUUUGUCUUCCUAGCUAUGGAUUAGAAGGACUGAUUUUUGCAAUGGGCUUUUUCCAUAAUGGCAUUCUUGUAUUGUUUGGUCAGAGCUUGCACAGGAGGAAAACAGGCUGCUGAAUUUAGUCACUGAUCUCUAUUAGCCGUGGCCUAAGGCUAUGCUGAGAUUUAUAUCCCAUUUGUAUUGUUGCAGCUCAAAAGAAGAAUGUUCAGAGGAUGACAAGUGUAUUCUGAGUAGAUCUCUGGUGGAAGAGGAGGAUCCUCAUAUGAAAGUAUCUCUUGGUAGCAGCGAUAUGGGCGUCUCUGCCCAUCUACAGUCUUCGAAGACAGGAACCACAAGAUUUUUCACCAGCAAUACUCACAGUUCUGUGGUAUUACAGGGUUUUGACCAGCUGCGAGUGGAAGGUUUGCUUUGUGAUGUGACACUUGUUCCUGGAGAUGGUGACGAGGUGUUUCCUGUUCACAGAGCAAUGAUGGCUUCUGCCAGUGAUUACUUCAAGGCCAUGUUCACAGGGGGAAUGAAGGAACAAGAUUUAAUGUGCAUUAAGCUUCACGGUGUGAACAAAAUAGGCCUAAAGAAGAUCAUUGAUUUCAUCUAUACUGCAAAACUUUCCCUUAACAUGGACAACCUUCAGGACACUCUGGAAGCUGCCAGUUUUUUGCAGAUUUUACCUGUUUUGGAUUUCUGUAAAGUGUUUCUUAUCUCUGGGGUUUCGUUGGAAAACUGUGUUGAGGUUGGGCGAAUUGCCAACACAUACAAUCUCACAGAAGUGGAUAAAUAUGUUAAUAACUUCAUCCUGAAGAACUUCCCCGCAUUAUUAAGUACUGGUGAAUUUGUGAAACUCCCCUUUGAACGUCUUGCCUUUGUGCUUUCAAGUAAUAGCCUUAAGCACUGCACUGAACUUGAACUUUUCAAGGCGGCUUGUCGCUGGCUGCGCUACGAGGAGCCUCGGAUGGAGUACGCUGCGAAGCUAAUGAAGAACAUCAGGUUUCCUCUGAUGACACCCAAUGAUCUUAUUAACUAUGUUCAAACAGUGGACUUCAUGAGAACUGACAACACCUGCGUCAACUUGCUUUUGGAAGCCAGCAACUACCAAAUGAUGCCAUACAUGCAGCCGGUGAUGCAGUCGGAGAGAACGGCCAUCCGGUCGGACAGCACGCACUUGGUGACGUUGGGGGGAGUGCUGAGGCAGCAGCUGGUUGUCAGCAAGGAGUUACGGAUGUACGACGAGAAGGCCCACGAAUGGAAAUCCUUGGCUCCCAUGGAUGCACCGAGGUACCAGCACGGCAUCGCCGUGAUCGGAAACUUUCUUUACGUGGUCGGGGGCCAGAGCAAUUACGACACGAAAGGAAAGACGGCGGUCGACACGGUCUUCAGGUUUGACCCUCGCUACAACAAGUGGAUGCAAGUCGCGUCUUUAAAUGAGAAGCGGACCUUCUUCCACCUAAGUGCCCUCAAAGGACAUUUGUAUGCAGUCGGUGGUCGAAAUGCAGCGGGUGAGCUAGCCACUGUGGAAUGUUACAAUCCCAGGAUGAAUGAAUGGAGCUACGUGGCAAAAAUGAAUGAACCCCACUAUGGUCACGCUGGAACCGUGUAUGGGGGAUUAAUGUAUAUUUCAGGGGGAAUUACCCAUGAUACUUUCCAAAAGGAACUUAUGUGUUUUGACCCUGACACAGACAAAUGGACUCAGAAAGCUCCGAUGACGACAGUCAGAGGUCUGCAUUGCAUGUGUACUGUAGGAGACAAGCUGUAUGUUAUUGGUGGAAAUCACUUUAGAGGAACCAGUGAUUAUGAUGAUGUUCUAAGCUGUGAAUAUUACUCACCAACUCUAGACCAGUGGACUCCAAUUGCUGCCAUGUUACGUGGGCAAAGUGAUGUUGGGGUUGCUGUCUUUGAAAAUAAAAUCUAUGUUGUUGGAGGAUAUUCUUGGAAUAAUCGGUGCAUGGUGGAAAUAGUUCAGAAAUAUGAUCCAGAAAAAGAUGAGUGGCAUAAAGUAUUUGACCUCCCAGAAUCCCUUGGUGGCAUUCGAGCCUGCACUCUUACUGUUUUCCCACCGGAGGACAAUUCAGGGUCACCGUCUAGAGAAUCUCCUCUUUCAGCACCUUAGAACCAUCCCUUGACUUAUGAUGUUGUAGUAACACCUUUGCACUGCAUCAUGGAGUCUGUUAUUUUUCUUCAGUAGUUUCUGUUAGGCUUAGCCUACAGCAUUUCGUACAAUUACUGGGAAAAAAAAAAAAAAAAGACUUUGACAUUACUUGUGCUGUUUGUUUGGCCUAGAAUGUUUGUCAAGUGGUUAACAAAAAAGAUGUACUCGCCCGAGCCAAAUGUUUAACAAAUGAGAGGAUAUUGUCUAUAAAAUGUAUGAACUAGGUACGUUAUUAAUGUUGUGUAUUGGAUGUGAGGUACCUUAUAGCUUACAUUUGGGAGCCCAAUGAGUCAAAUUUGAAGAUUUUUGUAUUGAACACGUUCUUUCACUAAAUUUCUUAGUUGAAAUCCUUUUUCCUUUCAUUUUUGACUGCAGAUGACAAGGGGAGGUAGACCACAACAAUGUGAACUGUCCGAAGGUUGCCAAGGGGCCUGAGCUACCUCCCUCUUUUCACAGAGUAUUUUUGACAUAUCUGUUUACCCACCUGAAUUUGUGGGUGCUUUCAGAGCAUAUGAAGUUUCUUAGGCAGAGGGGAGAAAUAAAAUAAUUUUAAAAUAUUAGCACUGUACAGGAAGCGGACCUUGUAGAGCCGGGAGUUUUUUUAUAACAUAUAUCAAGUGUUUUUCCUCAGUCAGUUGAAUGAUGCUUCAAAUAAAACAUUUUAAAUAUCUUUACAUUUUUUAAUUUUAUUUUUUUUUUCAGGAAUUGGCUUCCGCUUGCCUGGGAGCACACACUAUUAACAAAUGGGAAUUCAGUGCAGUUGUAUACUCUGUUGUAUACCUGUACUGAAUAUAGGUAGUUAAGGGCUAGAAACAGUAACUUAAGCCACUGAAUUUGACCAAAUCGUUCCAUCAGAUCAAGUUUAAUCUACCUUUUCUCCUUUGCUGUUGAGAUAACUUGCAUAAUGUGUCCUCUGUAUAGUCUCAGUUAAUAAGGUUAUUUAGCACAAAAUGCAGCUUCAGCGAGAGAGCUGCUUUUGCUCAGUGAACUUGGACUACACGUUUUACCUUCUUUUGUUCAAUAAAACUUUUAACUGCAGUUACCCAGUCUAAGCUACCUCAUUAAUGUAUUUGGUUUUCUUCCUCUGCCUCACUGUCUCCAGGAUACACAUUACGUAUAUCUGUGUGGGUAGAUGAAUUUGCCAGGAAACCAAUGCAGAAGUGAUCAUGAAUGGGUAUUUUUGACCUACUUUUAAGAAACUAUUUUGGUCUGAUGUGUUCAUUUUAUUGUUAAGGACUGAUGAGAACUAUUGCUUAUGUAUGCAGCCUCUUAAAUUUACAGAAAUCUUUAUCUGCUCCUAAAUACAGUGCACUGCUGACAAAUUGCAGCUCUGAUUAUACCAUCCUGCUUGUUCUGAACUUCCCAUCUUAUGUUACAAGUGGUUUUGCCAAUGAGCACAGUCACAGGGGUAUUCUCUGGGGAAAACUGUUUAAAUCAGCUUAUUUUAUUGUGUUACCUAUUAACAGUAACCAAGUAAAGCUUAAUAAACUUUUGUUGGGA
Manacus vitellinus (golden-collared manakin) is the source of this 3795-nucleotide messenger RNA. It is a transcript of the gene KLHL13, whose product is annotated as kelch like family member 13. The transcript is spliced from 7 exons. NCBI's taxonomy places the organism in Eukaryota, Metazoa, Chordata, Aves, Passeriformes, Pipridae. Gene Ontology annotation, molecular function: cullin family protein binding; ubiquitin-protein transferase activity. Gene Ontology annotation, biological process: regulation of cytokinesis; protein ubiquitination. Gene Ontology annotation, cellular component: Cul3-RING ubiquitin ligase complex. The record is from RefSeq and is a predicted model, not a curated record. The coding region runs from base 307 to 2256 and encodes 649 amino acids.